This is a messenger RNA of Durusdinium trenchii, 1241 nucleotides long. The record is from the annotation of a GenBank genome assembly. Lineage: Eukaryota; Dinophyceae; Suessiales; Symbiodiniaceae.
AUCGACACUGCUUUGUGCAGAGCAAGUGCUGGAUGCAACCUGGACAUAUGCGCUGGUCCAGCGUUUGGGUGUGCGGCCUCAUCGCCACAUGGUGUACCUUCGAGAGGUGGUCACGCGCGGCGCCCGAGGCGUUCGCAGCCGUGCGGCGGCCAAGGCGACAGCCCCUUGCAGCCCGCCUCGCUGGAGUGCCUUUGGGAGGAAUUGAGCCAAGAGCUUUGAUACUGGACUGCGACGGUGUUAUUGCAGAUUCAGAAUAUUUGCACCGGGAUGCCUACAACCAGGUGUUUGCUGAAUUUGGCGUAGACACUUAUUGGUCCAAAGAGUACUACGACGAGCUCCAAAACAAGAUUGGCGGAGGCAAGCCCAAAAUGAGAUAUCAUUUUGGCAUCCAGGGGUGGCCGGCAUCGAAGCUUGGUCCGGCACCCGAAGACGAAGCAGCGCAGACUCAUUUGAUAGAUGCAUUGCAGGAUCGCAAGACUGAAAUCUACCAGAGCUACGUCGCGGAGGGUCGUUCAUCGGCUCGGCCUGGCAUUGUGGAGCUCAUUGACAUCAGCCUGUCCAGAUCCGACCUGAAGACUGCCAUUUGCUCAGCUGGGACUCGAGAAGCAGCCCAACAGGUGUUGAUGGCCGUCCUUGGGGAGGAUCGUUUGUCACGUUUUGACUUGAUCCUUUUGGGCGAUGACGUCAGCAGGAAGAAGCCUGACCCAUUGAUCUACAGACUAGCCUCUGAGCGCCUGGGCGUGUCAAUUGAGAAUUGCGCAGUGGUAGAAGAUUCAAAGAUUGGUUUGCAAGCUGCCUUGGCAGCUGGCAUGAAGUGCUACAUCACCUACACAGAAUCAACACAAGGACAGGAGUUUGGUGGUGCUGCUGGGGUGGUUGCUGAUGCAACGAAACUGGACUUGGACGACAUAUUUCCUUCCAGUUCAUUUGCAGAUCCCUAGAUUCAAAAGUUGAUUGACCUCGAGAGCCUGCGCCCACCAUGUUGCCAGCUGCUGUGCAAAUAAGUAGGCACCAGGUAGAACAAGACUGAGGAUAUUUGAUAUCUAUAUAAUAUCUACGUGAGUAGCAGCUGAGUAGCACUGCUCGGCUAAAGAUGCAGCAAGGCACGCCUCCUGAUGCUGAGUGUUGAAACCUGCUUCAUCAAGAGAUAUCAAGAGUGUUGACAACAAAGGUCUACAGAAAUCAGGAGAUAUAUAUAUAUAUCAGAGUUGUUUCUGCCGCUGACUUCUUCAGGUUCUGGC